Molecule: messenger RNA, 2089 nt
Organism: Biomphalaria glabrata
Lineage: Eukaryota; Metazoa; Mollusca; Gastropoda; Planorbidae
Exons: 2
Coding region: 202-1785 (527 amino acids)
Biological process (GO): G protein-coupled receptor signaling pathway
Cellular component (GO): membrane
Molecular function (GO): G protein-coupled receptor activity
Source: RefSeq, a predicted model, not a curated record
GUGUGUUAUUUAAACCUUAGCUUCUAAUUGGUUACUCAAAGCUGAGCGCGUGCGCUUCGAAUCAACUUAACCCUUAAGAGACUCGGCCAGCCAAGUUACUCCUGCAAAGGGAAAGAAAUGACGAUGUAGAGAUUUCUGAGAUUGUUUGAAAUUUGGACUCAACUAUAAAAGAUAUUGAAUGAAAUAGAUGACACUUGACACAUGGAGAUGAAUAUGUACAAUCUUACAAUGGGCAGCAGUAGUUUCCACCAAACACAACCGUUUGAUCGGAAAGAGUUCAACGACUGGAAACAGUCGAAAGUCGUCGACCUUGCUCCGGUGAUCGUUCUUGACGUACUCUACAUGCUUUUUGGUGUCGUCGGCAACUCUAUCGUCUGCUACGUCUGUUACUUCCGGAUGCCCCGCAACGUCAUCAACAGCUUCGUUAUGGCCUUGGCCUUGGUCGAGCUGCUGGGAUGUGUGUUCACCAUUCCAGUCGACAUCACGGAGAUAAUCAACUCUUACAGUUUCGGCUUCGCUGCAUUAUGCAAGGCGGAGCGAUACAUGCGGAAGUUCGUCGUCUUCUCCAGCGGAUGUAUCCUCAUCGCCAUAGCCACAGAGCGGUACCAGCGGAUUGUGAAGCCGUACAGCCGUCACGUGACAACGAUGGUUGAGUUCCGCUGUGCCAUCAUCGGUGCGGUAAUGGUUUCUGCGAUUGUGGCUGUCCCUGAGGCCAUACUUGCUGGCAACGAAACAGUUCUCACCCCUUAUGGUAAAGGCGUGAUCUGCUCGACGUACAACGCAGACAGCUUCCGUCAUACUGUUCUCCCUAAAAUCUGGGGAUUGACUUGUGUUUUAAUUUACGUAUCUUGUACUACGGCCAUCGGAGCGAUAUAUUUUGCAAUCGCUUCAAAAAUAUGGAAAAGAAAUAAGGUCAAAACGGACCAGCGGUCAAAGUCUUUCACGCCUGACACUACCUUACAGAGGAGAGUUCGAUGCGACAACACCACCACCUUAGCCAACAAGCCGAAAACGUCUGACAUAUUUUACACUUACGCAUCGAAAUUCCCAACACAGACAAGGGAAGGGAACUGCAACUCGACAUACUUACACAGCGAUCAAAUUAGAUCAGUUGUUCAAGGUGUACCUGAAUGUAACUCUUCCGCUUCUGAGGAUUUAAAGCUUAAGAGAGGACCUUGGGAUACUGGAAAAGGAGAAGACGUUUUUAAUGCUGAAAACCAGACGUACAGAUUUUCAGUCAUCAUCGAGAAUAGCGACAAGGUCCCUCUUGGUCAGAGAAAGCGGCGAGACGAACGAUGUGUCCCGCAGCAAGAGGGCAGAUCCAGGUCCGCAUUGUUUCUUGAUGAGUUAAUACGCAGCUUGAGCCACUUGGGGCAUCGCCGUCACGCUGACCACCACUGCCCAAAGGAACCACAGGAGACAUUCCAGACCCUGAGUCCUUUAGGCAGUUUGCGCCGCAAGCCUGGCUACUCGAGGAAGAGGACAACCUUUAUCAUGUUCAUCAUGACGCUAACCACGGUGUUCAGUCACCUACCCCACAUCGCUGUCAUGGCGUAUACGCUGGCGCAUCCAGGAAUAGAUGUUCGCUUGUCGCCUGACUUUUCUGUUCUGUUCAAGAUCAUGUGGAACUCGUAUUUCAUCAGCCUGGCCACGCAUCCAUUCGUUUAUGGCUUCUGGAACGGUCGCUUCAAGCAUGCUCUCUUCACCCUGUUCACCGGAUUUUCCCGAAAGAGGCUUAGAACCAAAGAACCGCGGGAAAGCAUUAGUUCCAACAGAGAAAGCUAAUAACUAUUGAGGGCAUUUGCUUGUAAGACUAAAAUAUAUAAGCGAAAUCAGACAUUAAAGAAAAGCUUCAAACAUUGCUUUAAUCGCCCUGUUCACCGGAUUUUCCCGAAAGAGACUUAGAACCAAAGGACUGCGGGAAAGCAUUAGUUCCAACAGAGAAAGCUAAUUACUAUUGAGGGCAGUUCCUUGUAUGACAUAAAUAAAUAUAUGCGACAUCAGACAUUAAAAGCUUAUGGCUUCUGGAAAGGUCGCUUCAAACAUGUUCUAUUCAACUAUUCACUGGUUCAUGCCGAUGACAACUAUU